This is a messenger RNA of Amoebophrya sp. A120, 382 nucleotides long. NCBI's taxonomy places the organism in Eukaryota, Dinophyceae, Syndiniales, Amoebophryaceae. The record is from the annotation of a GenBank genome assembly.
AUGAAAGUAAAGAACAAGCUAAAGCUAUACCAACUACCAAACGAACGACCAACAUGUUGUAAAUUAAGAUUUUUGCAGCUGUACGACAAGAAUGUAAGUAUUUACUUAAAGCGAUAUUGGGUUCACAACUGUAGGUACUACCUGCUCAUCGUCCUCCCAGAUAAAAAAUACCAAGCGACUAAUAUGCUACACCUACAUCAGCACUGCACGACUACUUGUGCUACUUUCGCCUUUCUUUUGUCUCACCGCAUGCGGAAUUUAAAAUGUAGAAGAGUGGUUCAUAUUCAUUUCGAAAGAUCUACUGUUAGUUCUAGCACUCAAAAACGACCUUACAACCACAGAGACGACCGCUUUUUGGGGUUUUCCGAAAAGUUUUUCCACG